Guyanagaster necrorhizus is the source of this 438-nucleotide messenger RNA. RefSeq names its product mitochondrial 54S ribosomal protein YmL19. The transcript is spliced from 2 exons. Gene Ontology annotation, biological process: translation. The record is from RefSeq and is a predicted model, not a curated record. Gene Ontology annotation, cellular component: mitochondrial large ribosomal subunit; ribosome. Gene Ontology annotation, molecular function: structural constituent of ribosome; large ribosomal subunit rRNA binding. The coding region runs from base 1 to 438 and encodes 145 amino acids. Lineage: Eukaryota; Fungi; Basidiomycota; Agaricomycetes; Agaricales; Physalacriaceae.
AUGGCAGCAGCUGCGAAGGACCAGCUUGUGCGCAUUCUUAUCGCGGCAGGGAAAGCAGCGCCCACGCCACCAGUGGGGCCGGCACUUGGUGCUCGUGGCGUCAAAUCCAUGGACUUUUGCAAGGAGUUCAACGCAAAAACAGCCCAUAUUGCACCGGGGACGCCAACUCCAACUAUAAUACGCGUUCGACCAGACCGAACCUUUUCAUUCGUCACAAAAACUCCUCCCACCGCCUAUCUUCUCAGACAAGCUGCCGGAAUUGAGCAGGGCACUGGAAAGCCCGGCCACGAAUUUAAUGGGACUGUCAGUCUGAAGCAUAUCUACGAGAUUGCUAGGAUAAAGUCCACAGACGAGCACAUGAAGCAUCUCCCUCUGGAAUCUGUCGCCAGGAUGGUCGUCGGCAGCGCCAAAUCGCUGGGCGUUCGGGUUGUUCCUUGA